Hypanus sabinus (Atlantic stingray) is the source of this 13359-nucleotide messenger RNA. Its product is annotated as protein argonaute-3. The record is from RefSeq and is a predicted model, not a curated record. Gene Ontology annotation, molecular function: protein binding; RNA binding. The transcript has 20 exons. Bases 116 to 2734 code for a protein of 872 amino acids. NCBI's taxonomy places the organism in Eukaryota, Metazoa, Chordata, Chondrichthyes, Myliobatiformes, Dasyatidae.
GGGCUCGCCCGUCGCCUGCCGGCUCGUCCUUCCGCCGGCUGCCCCCCCCGCCGCCCAUCGUCGAAAGGUCGCUGCCCACCCAGCGAAGGAGCGUGUGUAGGAAGGGGCUCCAUGAAUGGAAAUCGGAACCCCAGGAGCUGUUGGGGCUCAGCCCCUCUUCACGGUGCCAAGGCGUCCAGGAUGUGGCACCAUGGGAAAACCGAUUAAACUGCUGGCCAACUGCUUCCAAGUAGAUAUCCCAAAGAUUGACGUCUACCUCUAUGAGGUAGACAUUAAACCAGAUAAAUGUCCUCGCAGGGUUAACAGGGAAGUGGUUGACUCUAUGGUUCAGCAUUUUAAAGUUCAGAUUUUUGGAGAAAGAAGACCUGUCUAUGAUGGGAAAAGGAGUCUCUAUACUGCUGAUCCCAUUCCAGUCAGCAGUACUGGGGUGGAUUUGGAGGUGACAUUACCAGGAGAAGGGAAGGACCGAAUUUUCAGGGUAUCAAUAAAAUUUGUUUCAAGAGUGAGCUGGCACUUGCUGCAUGAAGUUUUGACUGGUCGUAGCAUGCCAGAGUUGCUGCCCGGGUUGGAUCUAGACAAGCCACUCAGCACAAAUCCUGUCCACGCUGUUGAUGUUGUCCUUCGACAUCUUCCCUCCAUGAAGUACACCCCUGUUGGCCGUUCUUUCUUCUCUGCCCCUGAAGGGUAUGACCAUCCAUUGGGUGGGGGUAGAGAAGUCUGGUUUGGUUUCCAUCAGUCUGUCAGACCUGCCAUGUGGAAAAUGAUGCUAAACAUAGAUGUUUCUGCCACUGCUUUCUAUAAAGCACAGCCUGUAAUUCAGUUCAUGUGUGAAGUUUUAGACAUACAUAAUAUUGAUGAACAACCACGACCUUUGACUGAUUCCCAUCGUGUCAAAUUCACCAAAGAAAUAAAAGGAUUGAAAGUUGAAGUAACUCACUGUGGGCCAAUGAGGAGAAAGUACCGUGUGUGCAACGUUACCAGACGACCAGCCAGUCAUCAGACGUUUCCCUUACAGUUGGAAAGUGGACAGACCGUAGAGUGCACGGUGGCUCAGUAUUUCAAACAGAAGUACAACCUGCAGCUAAAAUACCCACACCUACCCUGUCUACAGGUGGGACAGGAGCAGAAGCACACCUAUCUGCCACUUGAGGUCUGUAACAUCGUUGCGGGGCAGCGCUGUAUCAAGAAACUGACAGACAAUCAAACAUCAACAAUGAUCAAAGCAACGGCACGCUCAGCACCUGAUAGACAAGAGGAGAUAAGUAAACUGGUAAAAAGUGCAAACUAUGAGGCGGACCCUUUUGUCCAGGAGUUUCAGUUUAAAGUGCGAGAUGAAAUGGCUCAUGUGACGGGACGGGUGCUUCCAGCUCCCAUGCUGCAGUAUGGAGGGAGAGUGGAACCAAGUCAUUUCAGAUUGCAAACUAACCGAACAGUUGCUACUCCAAGUCAUGGUGUUUGGGACAUGCGGGGCAAGCAAUUCCACACUGGGGUUGAAAUCAAAAUGUGGGCGAUAGCUUGUUUUGCAGCACAGAGACAAUGUAGAGAAGAAGUACUUAAGAGUUUUACUGACCAGCUGCGGAAGAUAUCUAAAGAUGCAGGAAUGCCAAUUCAGGGCCAGCCGUGUUUUUGUAAAUAUGCACAAGGAGCUGAUAGUGUGGAGCCAAUGUUCAGGCAUCUGAAGAACACCUAUUCAGGACUCCAGCUUGUUAUUGUCAUUUUACCUGGGAAAACUCCUGUCUAUGCGGAAGUGAAGCGUGUGGGUGAUACACUCCUCGGGAUGGCCACUCAGUGUGUUCAGGUGAAGAAUGUUGUUAAAACAUCUCCACAGACAUUAUCAAACCUCUGUCUGAAGAUCAAUGUGAAACUAGGUGGAAUCAACAACAUCUUGGUACCACAUCAACGACCAUCCGUGUUCCAGCAGCCUGUUAUUUUCCUGGGAGCCGAUGUCACACACCCACCUGCUGGAGAUGGCAAGAAGCCCUCAAUUGCUGCUGUUGUAGGCAGUAUGGAUGCCCAUCCUAGUCGCUACUGUGCUACCGUGCGUGUUCAGAGGCCUCGGCAGGAGAUCAUUCAAGAUUUGGCGUCGAUGGUUCGAGAACUCCUCAUCCAGUUUUACAAAUCAACACGUUUUAAGCCCACGCGAAUUAUAUUUUAUCGCGAUGGAGUUUCUGAAGGGCAGUUUCGUCAGGUAUUGUAUUGCGAGCUUUUGGCAAUUCGAGAAGCGUGCAUUAGCCUGGAGAAGGACUAUCAGCCUGGUAUUACGUAUAUCGUAGUGCAGAAGCGGCAUCACACACGAUUAUUCUGUGCCGAUAAAAACGAAAGGGUUGGGAGAAGUGGAAAUAUUCCAGCCGGAACUACUGUAGAUACAGAUAUCACACACCCAUACGAGUUUGAUUUUUAUCUCUGCAGCCACGCUGGGAUACAGGGUACAAGUCGCCCCUCUCACUAUCAUGUUCUGUGGGAUGAUAACUGCUUCUCUGCGGAUGAGCUUCAGCUCCUCACCUAUCAGCUAUGUCAUACCUACGUGCGCUGCACGCGUUCUGUAUCUAUCCCAGCACCAGCCUAUUAUGCACAUUUGGUGGCAUUUAGAGCAAGGUACCAUUUGGUGGACAAAGAACAUGACAGUGCCGAAGGCAGUCACAUUUCUGGUCAGAGUAAUGGACGUGAUCCUCAGGCUCUUGCCAAGGCUGUGCAGAUUCACCAGGACACCUUGCGCACUAUGUACUUCGCUUAAGUUUGGGAAAUUCCCUCCAGAAGAAACCGAAGAUCGCAGCCUGCAAUUCCAGUGGGGUCAGUUUACGGGCAUGUCUCCAGCCAUACUGUAACUUUCACUGUGCGGGGACAAUAGUUUCAUAAACUGAUGAAAAGAGAUUGUUUACCUACGAAGAUCAUAGCACUAUUAUGCAAUAUGAAACCAGCCAACUGCUCUGUGUGUGUGCGUAUGUGCGCGUGUGUGAGUGUGUGACGUGCGCAUGUGUGGCGUGCGCACGUGUGUGUGCUGCGUCAGACCUUGUGUCUGUGUCUUUCCUUAUUUUCCAAAAUAGUUUCCUUUUGCCUUUACCUCAGUGUUUGGCAGCACAAAACUCCUCUUCAUCAAGCAACAUGAAAAUAGGUCAAAGAAAAAAUGUUUGACCAAUCUUGGAUCUCAAAGCAAGUCACUAAUUAGUUCAGAAAUCCAGUCAUUUGCUUGGAGUCUUCAAUUUGGGAGGGUGGGAGGUUGGAAAGAGAGGUGAAGACGUACUUGAAAAUAUAUUGUAGGGAAUAACUACCAAUGUUGUAUAAGAUCCAAGAGGCCCAUCUCCACCAUUCCACUGUUCAAAUUCUGCUUACCAGUUAAAUUGUCAAUUAAAUCAACUGACUGUUGAACCUAGCUUAUUAGUUGUGGUAAGCUCCACAAGCAGAGCAGUGGAACUUUGUGUAUGUGAUAGAAGAUAAUUUCCAGUGCUUGGAUAAUCCUAAUUAUUGAUGGUGUGAGAAGAUCUUUGAAAAUUCCAAGAAUUGGAGGCUGUUUAAUGUAGAAAUUUCUGCUUUUUUUUUGUUACUGUUUACUUGCUAGCUCACAACUAAAUGUGAUGUUUUUGUUUUAGCAUCCUAUAUUUAUUAGAAAGAAUGCUUAAUUUAAUAUGGAUUUACAUUAAAAUAUAGUAGCAUCAAUUCUAUUUAGUUCUGGAAUGUAACCGUGUUGUAUACUGACAGAACAUUGCUACCGUUAGUGCAAUAAGCGGUUGGUAAGAAAGCCCGUGUCCUACACUGUUCUGGGGCAGCAGUUGUACCACUAUAAUCGUGGGAGAGUGGACACCUCCGCACUUCAGAACCUUAUCAGUUUUAAUAAGAAAAAGUUGAAUGCAAAAAAAAAUAGUAGGGCUGGGAUGUUUUAAUAUUACUUUAUUGGGACAUGGAUUUAUUUAAUUUACACAUCUAAUCACUGAAAUGUGAAUUUUUUCAAAUAUUUCUGUUUUAUUUCAGUCAUUCCAUUUUAAGAUAUACCAGUUUUUUAUUUGGAUUUUUUUUCAUAAAACAGUUUGUGUCAUUGAUAGAAAUCUCAUGACGUUGUUUGCACUUUGUAAAACCUCAUGAACUGCAUAUUUUAUCUAACGGUUGUCAUUGCACUGGCUCAAACUGCAAUAUACAAAAUGCUGCAGCCUUCUUAAUGGAUGGGCAUUGCCUCUGUCCCAGCCCUACAAAAUCGCUUCUCCUCCACAUGAAAAUAUCUAUUUUUAGGGGAAAAAAAUGAAUACAGCUUUAUGGAAGCAAAAAAGACACUGCAGAAUUUUCCUUCCCUUUCACAAAAGCUGGGUCCUUGUCCUUGUGAUCAUAAAGCAAAUUUUUGUUUUCCUAGUUUAUUCCACUUCAUCUCCUAAAUACGGAAAGGGCUAAUACUCUACAUAUGAUAUUGUAGUUUUUAAAUGAUACUCCUGCUUUACAAUGACAUGGAGGAGUCCAGAUCGAUUCUUCAGGCAUGUUCACAGUAUUGAAAGUUUAAAAAGUUUACCAACUUUAUAACAAUUUCUAUCCAUCCACGAUGUGGGACAGCAAUCUAAUUAAAUUAAUCUGAGUUAAUUUAAAAGGCUUCAGAUGGAUUUGUUAAUUUAUAAAGGCAAAUAACAAUAUCACUUUAAAGAAUCAUUUUUUAUUCUGGGCAUUAAAUUGAAUAUGCAUUUACUUAGGUGUUCUUUGUGUGAAAGAGUUGCACAUAACUUGUUCAUUUUGUGCCUUUUAGAAACAUGUAUAUUUAUGCAUGUAUUGUCCAGUUGUAGUUAAUCAUAAUUUUCCAUCGUGUUUCGUGUGUUCAGAAUCACACUUGUAAAAUAGAGUUGCACUGAAUAUCAGUCACUUGCUGAUUGGUGCAUCUGAAUAAGAAACACAUCCUUGCUAUGAUCCUAUUUUGCUCAGUUGAUCUUAAGAAAAGAGUGCAUAUUUCACCAUUCCUGCAAAUUUAGUGUGUGGUCGUUUGUUAUAGAUUGAAAAUUUUCUGUUGUUCUUAGUUUAUAAUACCAAAAGAAAAUACUGUUUCCAAUAAAAUAAAAGGUGCUCUGCUUCAGAGAAAAUAAUGAGAUUUAAAUAGGUUAAUUUUAAUAGUUUUUAAAUGCUGCUAGUUGAAAGGGAUCUGUUUCUUUAAAUUGUCUGUGUUGUACAGAUCGGUUGCAGCUCUAGUUGUACAUGAUUGUUAGAAAUCUUAAAAAUAUCAAAGUACCUCUAACAGUUUUAUUGUUAGUUUUAUAAUCAGAUGCUUUUGAUUUUUGACAGGGAACUCCACAAAUGACUGUUUAGUUUAUGUUCCUCAAGGAAUUUUGGUUUGAGAAUUAGUAAGCUAAAAUUACUACAGCACUAUAAAAAUAGUUUAAAGCAUCAAAAAAAAUUUAGUCAGUAGCGCCACCCUACUCAGGGGAUCUCAUUUUAAAAAUUCAGUAUCCUUUGGGCUGUUUUUCAGGACCUUUUCUUUGGAGUUCUUUGACUGAUGUCACUAAUAUUUUUACAAAUUAUUAAUAAGCCUAUCUUUAUGAAACAGGGAUUUAGGGGACUUUUUCUGGUUAUUAUUUUACUCUGCUGUAAUGGCCAUUGUUUUGACAGGUCUCCAAAUGUAAUUUUACUGAAUUCCGACUAAAUUAAAUCUUUCAAUGCAUUCUCCAUCAAAAAAAUAAUUUGAUGGACAAAAUUGGCAUGUGCUGGAACAUGGGGAAAAUAAAAUGUUAAAGCAAAUGCAGAUUAGUAAUGUAGACUAGAAUAGAUCUUUCACACAGAGAUCAAUCACUUCUUGGAUAAUCAAUAAAUAAUUAUCCACAAAGGAAGCAAAGUUAAAAUAAAAUAAGACAUUGUAAAAUUGUGUCUACUUAUUCUAACAGAUUGAAUGCUUUUUAAAUCACUUAGGACAGAGAGCAAACACAAAAACCUGAAAUUCCUAUUCUAUGAUCUAGAGGUUCCAUUGGAAAUAGAUCUGUAUCACAGAUCACUUACGAAGUUCAGGUAGGUUACCUGUGAUGCUGUCAGAUCACAUGUAAUGAUUUGUGAUCAAAGAAGUUCUCAAAUGAUGAAGUAUCAUAAUUUAUCCUUGGUUCUUAUAACAAAACUGGUGAUUACAACCCUUCCCCUACCUCCUAUCUGCUAUUCAAGUUGAUAACAGUCAAAAUUAUAAAUAAAUAUAGUUUGUGGUCAAGCCUUUAUCAUCAGAUCACAGGGAACUUCGGAUUCCUCUAACAGAUGAUCAAAACUACCCUCAAGCUGUCAGAGACGACGAGCGAAUAGACCAAAUUUGCAGAUAGAUAUUCUAAUGCCUCCUUUUGCCCACUGCUAUGGAUUUAAAGACGCUAGAUUUUAAUUCCAGGUAAUUUAAUUUAUUGCCCUUUAGAAUCACUCCCAAUUUACACAAAAAUUCUGCAAUUUAAUAACUAAUGUUUAAUAAAUAAGGUUAAUCUUAUAGAUGUAGGACACUUUUCAAAUUAACUUGCCAGCUUCUGGUGAAUAUUUGAGAGGGAGGAGAGUUCUGCAGUCAUGCCAAACCAAGACCAGUAUGAUACUUGGUGCCUUUGUUAUGUUCCAAUUAUUCUCAAUGGUUAACCUAAUUUAAUUGAGCCAAUGCCAAGCCUGGAUUACAAUUCAAAACACCACUGUUUACCUUGGACAAUGUACAGUAAUAAUGUACAUGUAAUGCUGCUCUUGCAAAUUUACAACAUAGCAUUUAAACUGAAUGCUUCCUUGUACUGCAUAUUUAUUGGUCAGGUAUUUCUGAAAUAUUAAUCUGUAAAAUAGAGAUUUUCUGUGAGGAGGGGCGAAUGUCCCUGUACCACACCCAUCAGCUCAGUUUGUAAAUGCCUGCAUAAAGUGCCGACUGCAUUUGCAGACGUACUUCAUAAUGUACCAGCGUUGGGAGGGCAGUGAGACCGAUAGCUGCUAUUUGUUAAUCAGUGUCAGACAAUAACUGCACUAGGAAUUGAAGUUAUGCUCAUGAUUCCUAUUUAUUAGAGUGAAGGGAAGAACGUAGUAAUUGACCAGUAUAAAAAUUGGAUCAGGCCAGCUCUUUCCAAACCCUUUUUGUUACUCUCUGAACCCUAACUACUGAUUAUGUUUUCAUACUGAUGUACAGCAACUUGUAUUGGAUGAUGUGAUAAAAAGGUAGCAUUGUUUCAAAUGUAAAUCUGGGAGGUUGCUUAUAUCAAUACCACCACAUUAGAAUCAUGUCAGUCUUGUUGGUUCUGGCUAGUUAGUAAUACAUGCUGCAUCUAGGUACCUCUCACUAGGAAUAAUUGUAAUGAUAUGGGGGCUUUUGCUAGCACCGUAUUUUAUUGUUUUAAUGUACUGGAAUGAUCUUGGUACAGGUCUGGUACCACCUAGAUGCAAUAUCUGUAGUAAAUGCUGGAACUGAUAAUACUGAACACCCGUGCUGCAUGGGUCCAGUACUUGUGCCAUUAAUGUUUUGGUACAAGUGCCAACUCUGGUACAAAUUUGAUAUUUUGUGCUGGUCAUUUGCUAAAGGAAAGAGGUGGUGUCAGCAAUUGCGCUGAUCCAUUUUAAUUAAUAUUUUGAAGGACAGUCCUUAGAAAGUGCCUUUACAGAAGCUGGUGCUGUAGAAUCUUUUUAUUUUGUUCAUUAUGUGGCUGAAAGUUUUAUAUAAUGCCAAGAAUAUUGACAGUAUCCUGUAGCUAAUGUGUUUAAUGGCAGUUUCUUCUCAGUCAGGACCAAGAUGGGGACUAUAAUUUGAAAAGCUUUGAAGAACACUCUCAAUACACAACCUGAUCAGAAAAAGACACAGAAUAGGAGCUAUGAUUGUUGUAAAUUGACACACUGUUUCAAAAGUCUGCCUCCAAGGUUGAGAAUAUUUCCUGUUUUUAAAGAUUUGAAUGAAAAUGUUGAUUUAUACUGUAUUUCCCUCUGACUCCCUUCCCCAAACUUCAGGUCUGAAGGAUGGAUCAGUGAUAAAGGCCUAAUCAAUGUUAUGAAGUGUAAUUUGUUUGCAGAAUGCAAUAGGUUAUUUUUGUAAUUCAUCUGUCGCUUUAGAAAAAGAUUUGUUUUCUAGAUGGCUAACUACAUUCUGUGCGGCUCCUGGUAUUAGGCCUCUAUCAUAUUUCCAAGUAAGAGAUUGUGUUAAUUUGAAUGAUUAGAUGGAACUCCUGGAAGACACAAUUACAGUUCGUGAAAUAGUAAACAUGUACUAACAUGUAAAUGUAGACACAUGAUUCCCGUGGUUCCCCUGACAUUUUAUGAUUGUUAUAUUUGUGGAGGUGGAUUGAUAGAAUCUUUUAUUUUAAAGCAAAGGAGCCAUUUAUAAUUUUGUAUAAUAACUCGAAAGAACCCUUUUAGUACAUUGUUAAUUGUGCUCACUAGUGGAGCCAGAUAUUCAGGAAAGGAAUACUCAUUGGCUGAAGUUUACCUGUUAUUUUGGCACACUGUUUGAUUGUAACUCAAAGGAACAGACCUUCAUGAGCCAGUGAAUUAGAAAAUUAAUCUGUUUGGGCAUAGUACAUUCAGAACAAGAAUGUUUUGGAAUUUACUAUUCAUUAACAAGCUGACAGUAUCUGUUUCUGAAUCUGAUAUACUAGGAUCACUUGAUACUGUAUUAGAUGCAAUUAUCUAAUGAUGUUUUAUUGAAUCAAUAUCUUAAUUCCUCCAAAAGCACACUGAGCAGCUGAGCCAUUCAGAACAGUAAAAUCCUUUUGAUUAUCUGUUUGUCAGGUGAUUUCAGCUGAGUCAUAAGACUUCUACAAUUGGCUUCUAUGUAGGUCAGUAGAAAAGGAGAAAAUUGGGUAGGGGGUUUCCUGCUUUUGGCUUUCAAUCACUUUCUUGCUCUACGACAUCGCGUGAAUAAAGGCCAUGUGAGCAAGAUGCAAAUAGAUCAAUACUCUUACAAAGAAAGGGUAAAAGAUGGUGUUCAUUUGCAGUACAUAUUUAAAUAGUUUAUUACAGUUUGUUCUAAUUGGAUUGUUUGUUAAUCAUUCCUUGUAAAAGAAACUGGUAGUUUUUUUUAUUCCAAGGAAACUGAAGUAAUAAGUUGUUAACUUCCCUUCUCCCUUCAAAUAGUUAACAUAAUGUGAUGUGACUUAUCAAAUUAAAGUUGAAAACAUAAUAUUAUAAACCAAUUUCUUGCUCUGUCUGGCUGCCUUUAUCCCACAAUGUUUUGGUGUGUAGUUGAAUUUACAGCUGAAAUAUUUUCAAAUAUAUUUUCUAUUAGCAGAUAUGGGUCAGUAGUAGAUUUCCAAUGAUUGAUACUUUCACUGAAUUAAUCCUUUUUUUAAAAAAAAAUAAGGUUAGAAGUGUAGUAAUCAACAAAAGCAAUGAAUCGAGAGUACCAAGUUACAGUACACUACAUGAAAGGAAAAAUUCAUGAAGGGAAAUACUUGUCCCCUCAUGUCUGUGCCAUCUCUUUUAGGAAAAAACAAGCUAGUUUCAACCUAAGCUCCUGAACUUCGAUUACCCAUUUGCUUCCACUACUUUUUUUUAUUCCACUGUAUGUGUAAGGGAAGAGGGCAGUCAUUUAAUUUUUUAUCCUUUUGCAACUUAUUGUAAAUCUAUAACCUCUGUCAUCAAAUGAUUUGAUAGGAGAAACCAUCUCUCCAUUUGCUUCAUUAAAAAUCCUUAAUUUUGAAUACUCCACUAAAUCUAUCCUUAAACUUGCCUUCCUGUUAAGAGUAACUGCUUUUUUUCUGAAUUCAUCACAGUGUAGACAUCCUAUCCCUGGUAGCACUCUGGCAGCCAUGGUCUGGAUAACCUCCAAUGCCUUGACAUCAUUCCUAAACUGUUCAAUUUUGGACAGAGAUAUUAAUUAAUUAAUGUAACAUUCCCCAGCAGAAUUGUAAGUAGCUUGUGUUUGGACAGCUUCCUAGCUAAGCAUUAGUGGAAGUAGUGAUGUUGAGUUGGUGGAAAUGUAAGUUAUGGAGAUGGGAAAAUGAAAUGUAGAAAUGUAAAUUAAAAUAGAGCCAGCUAUAAGAAUUGUAUGUUGAUUGUAUUAAAUUGAGGGAAAUGGUUUUAACUGAGAUUUAACAGAGGGAUUUUUUUGAUUUUUAAAAAAAAAUUACCCAGUAGUUGGGAGUGUUGAGUUCUAGUGCUAAAUGAAACUUUCCACCAGCUUUACUUGCAUUUAAUUUGUGUUAUAGAAGUGUGAUAUCAUGAACAGGAGGGGGAGGAAGAAGUAAUGAUCUGUUUCACAACUCAAAGAAGUGUGCCUCCUGUGAGCCCAGCACUAAGCAGCAUUUGUGUCAGACUCAAGGAGAAUUCUUGCAGUUUCCUUCCUAACUGAGAAGGCUGUUUGAAAGAUAAAAACAAGUAGAUUUGCUGGUUGUGUAUGGUGAGCGUUCUGUUAUAAGGAAUUAAAAACACUGCACCUCAGUAACCUUCAUAUGCUGCAAAAAGAAAGUACUGCUUUGGUUACAUUAUAUCUGCUGCACAUGCUUGACAAUACACUUUAAAAUGUUCAAGAAUUGUCUUAAUAGCAGUUAUCAAAAUUGGGUUUAUAAUGGAAAAGAUGAGUCUUUAUUUUGUCGUUAUUUCUAAGAAUUAACUUAUUACUCAUGGUUAGCAUACUGCAAGGUAACAUGCAUUAGUGUUGCAACUAUGUUUAGAGAGAAAUUCUUUGCUAUUGCUUGAUGCCUUUCUUCAGAUGAGUGAGGAUUUGAGGUGUGUUAUCUGUAUUUUUGGAUGUUGUAUUUUUAUUAGUGUGUUGUUGAGGUCGCCGACAUUGAAUCAUUGGCCUUCAGUAAAGGGUUGUAAGGUCUACCUGAACAGAUCUUGUGAAAGAUAAAAUCUUAAGAUUAUUAAAAAAAUCUUUAGUUCUUUAGAGCUUCAAUAUUUAACUACAAAUACCUUUGAAUUCUAAUAAGUAUGAUUGCGUCAUAAGCAUGUCUUUAGUAUUUUCCAGCCACCAAAUCAUAUUUCUAACUGAAAUACAACAGUGAUACAAUCUAUACAAGCAGUCCUAGAACCCAUUGCAAAUCAUAAAAUGAAGUCAUCUUAUGCUGUUUGUUCCCUUUUAUUUAUACUUUUCUGGUCAAAUGGCCAAAUUCCAAUACAUAAAUUUCCAAAGUGACCUCGAAUGUGUGUCAUGCCCUGUUGCAAUUUUUCUAGUUUUUAUAGCUAACUUUAGAGAAAUUUGACCUUUUACAUUUAGUAAGAAUUCAACGUUAGUGUAUGUAACUAAAACUUAGGUUCCCCCCCCCUCCCCCCACACCCUUUUCCUGAUAUCGAAACAUUGUGGUUGGUCAGUGUUGAGUCUUAUAUAAUACUCUGGGAACUGAGAAAGUCAUGCUGAGGUUUAUGGGAGAGAAUCAAAUAACAAUUUUUUAUCAAACAAUUGUUAAUUUAAGCAAUUUAAUAACUUAUUUUACUGCUAUUGAAACAUGGUCACACUUCCAACAUUGGAAGUUUUCAUGUUAAAUUAAAUUUCCAUUUCUAUGCUCCCUUGCCCUGUACAUCUUUUAGACACAAAAAAAAUGACAUGCGGACCUAUUCCUAGGUGUCUGUUUAUCCUUGAUCUGAAUGUUUCAAAACCAGCUGUGGCAGGUGACUUGGCAGCCAAUUUAUCCCUGGAGAAGUGCCUGAUGUUGAGUGUUUCCCUGACCGACUGGCCAAACUUGAAAAUUCACCAUGCCACGUUGUGGCAAGUCAUUCCUGUCAUACCCUCUUGUAACAGUGAACUCAAAAAAUGUCAAGAGUUAUGAUGCAUCUUGAUGCAAGUUUGCACAUCAUGAAGAACAUCAUUUUAUAAAUGUAAUUGUUUAUUUUCUCCCUAUGGAAUAAAAAGAAUUUGUGAUAGAUUUCCAUCAGUUUACAUGAUUGGCCACUGUCACCCAUGUUAGAAUCUGGCUGCUAAUGCCUCUUGAAACAGCUCUGUAAGGUGAGAAGGUCAUCCCAUUAAUACUCAUGAAACUGAAGAAUUACUGGUUCUUUAUUUUCUGGGAUAAACUGCAUUCCUUCAGUUUCCUGUUGUGUGUACUUUGUAUUCAGUUUUUGUAUUAGUCUGGGGACUAUAUUUGAUUCUUCAAAGCUGACUUUCUUGGAAAUAACUUGUGCAUUAACCUUCUUGAGUAAUAAAUGGAUUUUUAUUUUUGUAUGCAAUUUUGUUAUCCAUAAUCUCCAUUGUGCAGCAACCACCAUCCUUGGAGCCCUAUUGUAACCUUGCUGAAUCAGAGUACAUUUGGUGAAGUUGAAAUUUUUGUGAUUGUUGAACUUCAGUAGCUUUUCACCUUCUGGUAGGUUCGAGUAACUAAAAAUUUAGUAUUUUGGUUUCAAAAUAAAUUAACCCAAGUAUAACUGAAUAUAUUUUAGUCUUCCAAAUAUACAUCAAUAUUUAAUGCCUUCAAACCAACUACCGACACCUGCCAUGUGAUGCACAUUAUGACUGAGAAAUGCACAGAGCCACUGAACACAUAUUCCAAGUAUUCUUUGAAUAAGAAUAAUUUGAUAUUGAUGCAGAAUUAUUAUUGCAAUCCUCAAGAGGGUUAAUGUUUAUUCAGUUAUUUUUGUAAAGGUGUUCAUAAUUUGUAAGAAUAUUGUACUCAGUCCAUUCUUGUAACAAAAGAAAUUACCUUUUUUCUUUGUUAUAAUAUAUGUGUAUUUGCCAGUUGUUGGAUUUUGUUGUCUGUACACAGUCUGAUCCAAAGUUUUGUGUACCUGGGCAGACGUUUUGAUUGUCUUUAUGAAGAAGAGCAAUCAUUUUCAGCACUGAAAUAAUUUUGGCUUUCAAGGUAUUCACCACCUCUAUUUACAUUCAGGUAAAUUGAAUCCUCAUGCCACAUUAUAUAUUCAAUUAAAAUUCCCAUUAAUAAAUAUGCAAAAGAAAUUGAUUAUGUGAAUGAGUACAAAUGUUUUCCUGUACUAGACUUUUAUGAGUGACUACCUGGUUAAAAAUAUAUAUAUAUUUGGAUCAUUUUGACCCUAUCUCAUGAAAUGUUAAGGGAUUUAUUUGUGGGGUUUUUUUCAAACUGCACACAAGGAAUCAUCUGUGCUUUACGUUGCCCAUGUAUUUAAGCAAAAAUUAUUUUCUUUUUUUAAAAAAAUGGUAAAAGACAUUACCAUUGCACGUUUUUAUGCUCAAAAUAUUUUUGGAAUGUUAUCCGAAAGAGAACUUUUGUUACUUUUGCUACAAGAAUGCCCCGUUGUUACUAAAGCAGUUUGUGCUUUCAAGCCAAGUAAUAGGAAAUCCAGAAGGAUUUCUCAGCAAGCAGUUUAAAUAUUGUCACUUCGUGGUUUGUCCCACACUGCCACCCAGUGGGAUAUUUCCCAGUCUUGAUUAUGUAUUGAAAAUCAAAUCAACCAUAUAGCAAAAAAGAUUCGAUACCAAAAUCCUAUAGGUUCCUUGACUAAAUCUAUUGUAAUUUUUUGUAACUUUUUGUUCAGUGUUACUGUCCUCUCAAUAAAAAUUUAUUUCAAUUA